Molecule: messenger RNA, 3116 nt
Organism: Acromyrmex echinatior (Panamanian leafcutter ant)
Lineage: Eukaryota; Metazoa; Arthropoda; Insecta; Hymenoptera; Formicidae
Gene: lovit
Product: loss of visual transmission
Cellular component (GO): membrane
Molecular function (GO): sucrose:proton symporter activity
Source: RefSeq, a predicted model, not a curated record
AAAGAGGCUGGGGAGCUUUCGGCUUUUCUCAAAAUGAUAAAAUCCGCGAGAGGAAAAAAAGUGAGAGAUUUAAAGGUAUUUAAAGUGCCAAUCGAAGAUAUAUUCAUCGACGAUAUAUUACCGACGUAGAUGGAUGUCGUGAUUGCGAUCGUCUAGACUUAAUCGGCUGCAAAAGAUAAUAAUGCGGCAAGAACUCUUUUAUUCAUUAAUGAUUGAUUAAUCCCAUCGAUUACUAAUUGCGAUGAAUAAUUUCGAAAAAAUACAUAUAGAAUCCCAGCUACUGGGAUCAUUGUCCUCAUAAAAGAGGAAUCAUGAGAUUGUUGGCACUCAGGAUUAAAAAAGAUCAGUUCUUUUCAAUCCGAUCUGAUUCAAUUGUCAUAUUAUUGAUUUCUUUGGUCGAAUUCACGAAGCAACUCCGAAUUGCAAAUUUAAAUGUCGACCUAUAUUUCGACUCGAUCGUCCUUGAAACUGAAGAGAUUCUUGGCACGUUAAUUAGAAGAGUUCAUGGGCAAUGAACUGAUCGCAUCAUAGCUCAUUUCGUUGACGCGCUUAUAGAUUGCGAGAAAAAGAUAUGGAAAUCACGGUUCAAUCAGUGUUACUUUUUUGAAUAAUGAUGCACCUCAAUACAUUCGAGUAUUCCAUCAUCACAUCGUUUAUCCUGUGUCGUGCGAGAUAAGGAUCGACCAUGGUAGACAAAUUGCACGAGUACGAAGGACUCAUGGGCAGAAUUCAUGGUGUUCGCGACACCAUCAAGGAACGAUGGAGUGUGUGGAAAGAUUGGAAAAAUGGUUUGAAUCUGAAUCAAGGCCUAGAUGGGCUGAGACAUCAUUUACGGGGACCGCCCAAAUUAGAGCGUACUUUGGACGAUUAUUCCCACAUUUAUAGAAAGAAGACCCGCGCCGAACUGGUAAGAGUUUCAGCAGCUGUUAUGGGGAUAGAGUUCUCAUACGCGGCGGAGACGGCUUUCGUCUCGCCGACGUUACUCAAGAUCGGCGUCGAUCACCAGCACAUGACGCUGGUGUGGGCAUUGAGUCCCCUUGUGGGCUUCUUCGUGACACCCAUUCUUGGCAGCAUGAGCGAUCGUUGUAAACUCAAAUACGGCAGGAGGCGGCCCUUCAUUCUUUUAUUGGCUCUCGGAGUUUUUAUAGGUCUCAUCUUGGUGCCAAAUGGUGAACACAUCGGCUAUGUCUUCGGCGAUACUUCGGUCCAUACGAACGAAACGAUCCCACUCGGACAUCGCACAACGGCGAAGUUACCCAAGGAGGUAAUACCCGGAUCCGUCGAAAGGGCUUCUUCGCACUCCUGGGGCAUCUUUUUCACUAUUCUCGGCACGGUGUUGCUCGAUUUCGACGCUGACGGCUGUCAAAGUCCAGCGAGGGCGUAUCUUCUCGAUGUCACUGUACCUGAGGAUCAUGCUAAAGGCCUAAGCACGUUCACCAUAAUGGCAGGAUUGGGGGGAUUCAUGGGCUACGGUUUAGGCGGCAUCAAUUGGGACGCCACGUCGCUCGGUGUUAUGCUGGGCGGACAUCUGCACGUGACCUUCACUCUCAUCACGAUCAUCUUUAUCAUCUGUGUCAUAUGUACCAUUACCAGCUUCAAAGAGAUUCCUCUUGAACUACUCGAACGAGAUCAGUGUCGAAAAAUGAGUGAGCCGAAGGCGCCAGAAGAAAACCAAGGAAUAGAGAAGAAACAAGAGGAACGUGAAAAAAUCAUCCCUGACGAGUCAAAAACAUACGGCGCCUUUGAUGUUGAGCGCGAAACAGAUCCCUCGAAAACGGAAGAAUUCGUCCUCCGUUCGCUCCAGACGCAACUUUCCGACUGUUCCGAAGAACCAAUCUCCGAAGGCAGUCACAUCAAUUACGGCUUCGAUGAUGUCGAGGGUGAAGUAAACCACACGGCAUCUUUGAAGGAGUACCUGCUGUCCAUCAUUUACAUGCCACGCAGUCUUCGCCAGGUGUGCCUGACGAAUCUAUUCUGCUGGAUGGCGCACGUCUGCUAUUCCCUAUACUUCACGGACUUCGUAGGCGAGGCAGUGUUCGGUGGGAAUCCGCGGGCACCCGUGGACACCGACGAGCGUGAGCUUUACGAGGAGGGUGUGCGAUUUGGAUGCUGGGGCAUGUCCAUGUACUCGUUGUCCUGCUCGUGCUAUUCGCUGAUCAUCGAGCGGCUGAUCAAGCGUUUCCGAGCGCGUAAAGUUUACAUGUACGGACUGCUCUUCUAUAGCGUCGGUAUGCUUCUGAUGGCUCUGACGAAGCAUCCAGCUGGCGUUAUCCUCUUCUCAUGGACCGCUGGCGUCAUGUAUUCUACAUUGUUCACCAUGCCCUAUCUACUUGUGGCGCACUACCACGCGUCUUCGACUUUCGACCUGACGACUGCGGGCGAUACAAUUUCCGGCGGUUUCGUGCGCGGCCUGGGGACCGAUGUCGCCAUCGUCUCCUCCAUGGUAUUUCUCGCACAGUUCCUGCUGUCCUGUUGCUUGGGCACGAUCGUCAGCUUCACGGGCACUACCGCAGCGGUGGUUUACGUUGCCAGUAUCCUGGCGAUGUGCGGCGCAGCUUCGGCCACGCAAAUUAUGUACCUGGAUCUGUAAAUCUUGCUCGUCAAGAUGUUAAGCCGUUAAUUAAUCGUGUUUCAAUAAUUGUUCAUAAGUCAACUUCGCAGAAGAAGGUAGAAUAAUCGUUAUAUCCGAAGAUAUAAAAUUCCGUUAGCUGCAGAUAAUGGCAAGAUAAUCAAGAUAAUAAGCCAGAUGUUAAGCUGGAUAGAUUUCAAUAUCAAGAUAAUCAUAGCCAAUUAAUCAUCACUGCAUUAAUCGUUAAUUAAUAAUUGUCAAUUUUAGUGAUUGCAUCAUCUGGUUGAUUUCGUCCGUUUCGCGUUAAGCAACUUUAAUGGAUCGUAUAUUUUGCUAGCGAAUAAACUAUCGAUUAUAACAUCGAAUAUUACAACCUGCUAAAUGUUUCAGAAAUAUUGAUUGAGUGGUUAUGUAAAUAUUUAUUUGUUCUAAACAGUUUAAAAUGAUAUAUAUUAUAUAUCUUUAUUAAUAACAAGAGAGGACGAAUGUGUAUACAAUGUGUAACAUAACAAGUAAAUCAUUGAUCAAUGUAUCAAGCUCGAACGAA